GCGGCGACCACAGUAAAAAGUUGGGACUUUCUUUGUAUUCAAAUUGUAAAGCAUUAACCUUCCAGAAAAAACAAGAAGGUAAAAGCAUUAACUUUUAAAAAAGAAAAGAAAAAGAAGGUAAAACAUUUAAAAAAAAAAAAAACAUUUACAUUUUUUAAAAAAAAAAACUGCUUUUUUCCAUAAUAUUUAGGACCCUCUAGAUUCCAACCCACUUUACUUUUGUGUUGAAGUAUCAAAUUUUCUCAUUCUCAUUCGAGGACAAUCAACCCUCACCCCAUGGAAGCAAAAACUGAUAAUACAGUACGGUUAACAUGGACGAUUGAGAACUUUACAAGGCUGAAUACCAAGAGUGUAUACUCUGAAAGUUUCUAUGUUGGAGGAUACAAAUGGCGGGUGCUUAUAUAUCCAAAGGGGAACAAGAAUUCGGACCAUUUUGCGAUUUAUUUAGAUGUUGCGGAUUCAGAAACUUUGCCAUAUGGGUGGACUAAACACAUUAAAUUCAGCGUAUCUGUGAUCAAUCAUAUUGAUAACAAGACCACAGUAAAGAAAGACGCUCAACACCAGUUCCAUGCCCAAGAAAGUGAUUGGGGUUUCACUUCAUUCCUGCCUCUUAGUGAAUUAUCUGACCCUAGUAGAGGUUAUAUCGUGAACGAUACAUGUGUAGUUGAAGUUGAUUUUCAUGGCUUCCGUUCAGUUGAACUUAAGGUUGAGGCGGCAAAGACUGCCUCGGUCCAAGUUCCGGAAGUUGAGUUGCUGAGAAGUACUCCAAUGGGUGCUCUUCUUGAGUCGUCUUCAUUUGAUGACUUGGAUGCCUAUACCUCCAAGUUGUUGUCUGAAGUAGAGACUGAUGGACCCUCCAUUCCUCAAUCCACUAUUGAGGAAGCCAAAAAAUUCUUUAUAAAGAUGCUAUCUCAGGACCUAUCAGAAAUUCCUGAUUUUGCCGCACACCUUACAGAAUCAAUCUGUGUCUUGUCACAGUGUUGUGACCUUACUCCAGCCCAGCUUGGACAGUUGAACACCCUUAAGAUUGAGUUUCCAACACUUCUCAAAUCUUUGAUGAAGUCAAAAAUAGCAGAAAAGCAAGGAACAAAGAAGUGUGUGGUUGGGCAAGUAAAGAUUAAUGCAUUUACGUUCCAAAUGCAGAGGGCUAUUCACAAGGACUUGAUCGCGAAGGAGGCCGAGCUUCAACAAGAACUGGCAAAGAUCUCUGAGAAGAAGAAAAGUGUUGAGAAAGAGAUCAAGCAACUGCAUGGGAAGAUGGUUAAUCUAGAACAGUCUAGAUCCCUCUGUUCUUAAGGAGAUCUCAACCCCUUUAUUUGCAAGAAGAAUAGCUUUUGUUGGUCUAUUGUUAUAUUUGUCUCUAUAGACCGUUUAUAUUCUACUUUUAAUUUCAUGUUUUUUGGAUAUUGAACUUUUUUCUGGUUUGUUGGGAUCCAUAUUCUAUACUUUUAGUCCUUCAAUUCUACUUUAAAUUGCACUUGUUUCAGGAUUAAUGAAUGUGAUUAUCUUUUUAAUUUUA
Cornus florida is the source of this 1519-nucleotide messenger RNA. RefSeq names its product MATH domain and coiled-coil domain-containing protein At3g58270-like. Gene Ontology annotation, molecular function: protein binding. The record is from RefSeq and is a predicted model, not a curated record. The transcript is spliced from 5 exons. The coding region runs from base 277 to 1296 and encodes 339 amino acids. NCBI's taxonomy places the organism in Eukaryota, Viridiplantae, Streptophyta, Magnoliopsida, Cornales, Cornaceae.